Messenger RNA from Neoarius graeffei (lesser salmon catfish), 4909 nucleotides. It is a transcript of the gene bcl6aa, whose product is annotated as BCL6A transcription repressor a. The coding region runs from base 1601 to 3748 and encodes 715 amino acids. Gene Ontology annotation, molecular function: DNA-binding transcription factor activity, RNA polymerase II-specific; RNA polymerase II cis-regulatory region sequence-specific DNA binding; protein binding. The record is from RefSeq and is a predicted model, not a curated record. NCBI's taxonomy places the organism in Eukaryota, Metazoa, Chordata, Actinopteri, Siluriformes, Ariidae. The transcript has 9 exons. Gene Ontology annotation, biological process: regulation of transcription by RNA polymerase II. Gene Ontology annotation, cellular component: nucleus.
CAAAAUUGUACAAAUGAAUGUAUUUUCAGACAAAUGAUUCCCUGUUCAGUACUUUUUUUGAAUGAUUUGGCGAGCCUCUACGAAGUUGUGAUUUAUGGUUGUAUGGUAUGAGUUGCAUACGGGCAAAAAAAAAAAAAAAAUCACUUGUGUCCCCCCAAUCCUGACAUCGGAUCUGCACCCCUGGAUGGCAAUACAACAACAACAACAAAGUACAUGUGGUGCAAUAAACAAAUGAGCAAAACAGGUUGAGGGAGCUAGUUGGUGUUGAAGUGUACAUGUAGUACAAAGUGUUAUGGAAUAACUUUCUCUUUCCAGUGUUAAGACACUAACGCACAGGAAGGCAAAUCAGAAAAUUGAUGGGUUUAGUGAGAAGAGCCUGGCUGAUGGCUUGUGCUUUGGUAGUUUGUUAGUCUAUCUUGAAUAUCCUAGUGCUGGUCUUCCUGAGUGCUUUGUGUGUAAAUGUAGAGAACCAAAUCUCUCCUGUACCGAGACCGUUAAACACUUGAGCAGGUGUGUGAGAGGUGUGUGUGUGAGAGAGAGAGAGGUGUGUGUGUGUUCUGGCAGUAAAGACCUGUUGAUUUCACAUGUAAAUCAAGCUCUGUGUGCGCGCGCGCUCACGCACGCGCACAGCCCUGAGUCUGAGUGUUGCUAGGACACCGAGGCUGAGUUUCUCAAAGCGAAGCGAGUGACUGUUUACAGCGCAGUUAAACACGGGCUCAUCGCGCCUCACCUGGAGCUCUAACGGAGAACAAAAACAUCUUGUGUGGUUGAAUUAUCAAAAAUGGCAACUUUCACGUCAGUAAACUCUACUGAAACCGCUGACAAGUUAAACAUCCAACUUUCAGCCCUUUGUUAGCUGUUUGUUGUGGUGUAUGAGCGCACAAUCCUGGCUUAAAUUCAGUUCCUGCAUCCUAAAAUACAAUAUCUUAUACACAUGGUGUAUCUUAAACACUUAAAACCCUUAUAAAGUUAAUAAAGCAUUUCAGACUCUCCGCUGCAACCUGUUCCUGUUUGUUCGGUCUUUGGCGCCACCGAGUGGCCGCCUCUGAGAACUACAGUGUGACUUAUUUAAUAUCAUUCAGUUUUUAUACAAACGUUAAUUCUGUGAGCAUAAUGAUCAAAGAUGAAAGGGUAGUAAAAUCUUAGCUCGUUUCGUUUAAAAACCUCCAUCCAUAACCGCUUAGCCUGUCAUAUAGGGUCGCAGGCAAGCUGGAGCCUAUCCCAGCUGACUGAGUGAGAGGCGGGGUACACCCUGGACAAGUCACCAGGUCAUCACCAGGCUGACACACAGACAACCAUUCACAUUCACACCUACAGUCAAUUUAGUCACCAGUUAGCCUAACCUGUAUGUCUUUGGACUGUGGGGGAAACCCACGCGGACACGGGGAGAACAUGCAAACUCUGCACAGAAAGGCCCUCGCUGGGCUCGAACCCAGAGCCUUCUUGCUGUGAGGCGACAGUGCUGACCACUACACCACCUGCCACCAUUUGAUGUGAAAAUUCAAAGUUGAGAGAAUUAGCUUUUUUUUUUUUUAAUUUAUAUUUGAGAUGUAAAUAUCCCAGAAACUACAGUCUAGGCAAAUGAAACUGAACAGCCUUGAUGAGCAAUAUAAGACUUCUUGCUCUUCAAAAUCUGAAUGAGAAAUUCAAAGAUCUUGACAAAAUGUCUUGUGCAGCAGACAGCUGCAUCCAGUUCACACGCCAUGCCAGCGAUGUCCUGCUGAACCUGAACCGGAUGCGCAGCAGGGAUAUCCUCACAGACGUCACCAUUCUGGUCAACAGACAGCAGUUUCGUGCUCACAAGACUGUCCUCAUGGCAUGCAGUGGGCUCUUUUACUCAAUAUUCACUGACUCUCUAAAAUGCAACAUGAAUGCUAUCAGUCUGGACCCGAAGGUUGACCCAGAAGGCUUCGCAGUCCUCCUGGAGUUCAUGUACACGUCCCGUCUCACGCUGAAGGAGAGCCUCAUUAUGUCGGUCAUGAACACGGCCAUCUACCUGCAGAUGGACCACGUUGUCGACACCUGCCACAGAUUCAUUAAGUCCAGUGACUCCUCUAUCAAACUGCCCAGAGAGGAUUUCCUGGUCAGCCCUCUACUUUUACCUCAAGAUGUUCACGGUUACAGGCCACAUGAGGUUGUGGAGAACAUGGCAGGACGAACCGGCUGUUUCCGUGACGGAAGGUCUUAUGGUCCCAUAUUUAACGGAGUGAAUACUUCCAACAACUCCUAUCAUGUUUAUGGCCAGUUCCCCAUGCAGGCUUUUCCUUUUCCUCUCUGUAAGCUGACGGACACCAAGAACACUUUCCCUGACUUUGCCAAAGGAGGCGUCCUCCAACACAAACACUGCCCGCCAGGUGAUGACUUUGUGCUCAGCUCUAACGGCAGCCACCCGAGCUCAUGCCACUCCGAUGCCUACUCCUCCCGGGUGCUGGGGAGAAACGACGACAUGAAAAGGGAGAACCUGCAAGGUUUGGCUCAGUCCGUUGUUACAAGUUCUCGAAAGCACGGACUCGCCAGCCUGGCCCAGGAACAUCCGCGAGACGUAGGUAAAGAGCGGGCUCCUUUGGGUGAAGGUGAACUGAGCCAGCAGCCUUACUCUAUUGGUAUGGCCUCCAGUGGGCGCAAGGCUCUGAUUGGCAGCCCGCAGAGCCCUUUAAAAUCCGACUGCCAGCCCAAUUCGCCCACAGAAUCGAGCAGCAGCAAGAACGCCGCGCUCUCUCAAACCUCUCAGCCUCUGACACCACAGGGCACUCAGGACCCAAAGGCUCGCAACUGGAAAAAAUAUAAAUUCAUUGUGCUCAAUCAGAGCACCAAGGAAGAAGAGAGUGGAGCUCAUGAACCCGAGAUGCGCUCACCACAGAGGCUGGCUUUUCAUCCGUCAUCUGAAUCUGAGCAGCCAGACAUGCAGGCUGCCAGCACGAAGAUCACUGACCAUGGAGAUGACUUCACUGUGCCCCAAGCCAGCCGCCUCAACAAUAUUAUUAACAGAAGUCUGGAGGGUUCCCAGAGGAAUGGUGACAGCCACUCUUCUCUUUAUAUGAGCCACUUAAAGUGCACAUCCUGUGGCUCACAGUCCCCACAACACUCAGACGUUUGUCCUAACACUCCCGGCUCGCGUCUGAAUGAGGAGAUGGCCGAGCUGCACUCGGAGUAUUCUGACUCCAGCUGUGAAAACGGUACCUAUUUUUGUAGUGAAUGCGAUUCCAAAUUUGCCGAGGAGGAGGUCUUAAAACGCCACAUGCAUCAGGUGCACAGCGACAAGCCAUAUAAAUGUGACCGUUGCCAAGCAGCAUUCCGCUACAAGGGAAACCUUGCUAGUCACAAGACGGUACACACAGGAGAGAAGCCGUAUCGAUGCAACAUCUGCGGUGCACAGUUCAAUCGACCAGCUAACCUCAAGACCCACACACGCAUCCAUUCUGGAGAAAAGCCAUACAAGUGUGAGACGUGUGGGGCUCGCUUCGUUCAGGUGGCUCACCUGCGCGCCCACGUCCUGAUCCAUACAGGAGAGAAGCCAUAUCCCUGCGAAAUCUGUGGCACACGAUUCCGGCACCUGCAGACGCUCAAGAGUCAUCUGCGCAUACACACGGGAGAAAAACCUUACCAUUGUGAGAAAUGCAACUUGCACUUUCGCCAUAAGAGCCAGCUUCGGCUGCACCUGCGACAGAAGCACGGUGCCAUCACCAACACCAAGAUCCAGUACCGUAUGGCCACAGCAGAUUUGCCAGAUCUAACAAAGGUCUGCUGAACGAACACACACACACACACACACACACACACACACGGGCCAAACCACAGCAUUCUCUGAGCCCUACUCGGACAAUCAUCUGAAACUGUAGUGCCACACUGUGUUGCUCCGACAAGAAGAAAAAAAAUUGAGGCAUUUAAUGCCGUUCUACGGGUUUCCUCUAUAUGUGAACAUAGAACCAUAUAAGGUCUCUUGUCACUUUAUUGUUUAUAUUUGCAUAUAAAUAUACAGUAAUGUUAAGUGUUUUUAAGCUUUCAGUUAUUAAAAAAGCUUUAUUUUGUUGGGGGGAAAAAAAAGGAGGAUGGAAUGUAAAUUAAUCAAAUUUUUGAGAAUACGGUAUUUUAUAUCAAAGAAGUUACUUUUCGGAAAGUAUAGGAAUUUUAAUUGAAGGUCGGUAUAUUUUAUGGCAGUGUAAAGAAUUGUGUCCAGAGAUUUUUAUGUGUACGGGAUACACCAUACUAGAAUGGCCUCCUUUACAAAAUCACAUCUUGGCUGUGCCUAUAAUUGGAUUUAUUUGUAUAUGAGAAUAAUGGCUGCACUCAAAGUGUAAAACAUUGCAUGAGGUGGGUUGCUACUGGCCAACGUUCGUUAAAGUAAGAAACUGCAGACAAGUGUGACGUAAUGCAUAGUUGCAAUGCAUAUUCCCAAGGUUGUGCUCUGCUGGCAGAAGCAAUCUUUAAUUAAAUAAUAUUAAAAUAUGCAUUAAAAACAGAUACUGCUAUGGUACAACAGUUAUUUCACUUCAACUGUGUUUGUAUAGAAAUGUGACUAUUUCUGUUAGCAAGUGAAGGUUUACAUUUGUCAUUGUUCUAGAAGCUACAGUAAAGGUUGUAUUACUGCGCUUUUUGCCCUCUUUAUGUAUACACACUGUGUAUUCAAGGUGCCUUUCUCAGUGGUGACUGAAUUGCUUUCUGUUACUCUGCUAAGGUACAACUGAAGGACACCACUUGUCCUGUGUUUUUGUUCUUUAUUUUAUGUACAUUUUUUUUAACAUGCUUUUCACCAAUUCAAAUUUCAGAGGAAUAAAAAAAAAAACAAAUUCAUUACUGCUUGAACCGUGCAUCUUUAGGACUUUUUGGGAUUGGGCUUUUUCUAAAAUGCAUUAAGCUAACUGUACAUGUGUAUGAAUGUAAAAUAAAAGUGUUGAAUUUCUAUGUACAA